CUGGAUAUGAUUUCUCAGCCCGGUUCCGAGUCACAGCUCUGCGUCCUUCAGGCUGUGUUAUGACGCUCCUCCUCCUCCCAUCCGUGGACCAAACACGACGUGGAAGAGGUUUGUUUAGGCCUAGCAGUGUGGACCCCAACCCAUAAUCCUCCUGCAGACACACCUGUACAGGAGAGUAUAAAGACCCUGGACUGAACUGACUCAGACAUCCAGCUUCAAGGAGUCUCUCCUCAGCAGCUCUCCACAGAAGCUCCACAGCCUCCAGACCGACCCUGAAGAUGACUCCCUCUGCCAGCCUGCUGCUGCUGCUCCUGCUUGGCCUCUGUCAGGCACAUCCUCUCCAGGAGGAAGGAGGUGCAGAAGAAGAAGUCCCAGACACCAUGGACAUCACCACCAGGAUUCUGACCUCCAACAACGCCACCAACGAGAUCCUGCUGGAAGGAGACCUGCUGGCUCCCAGAACCAGAAACGCCAUGAUGUGCUGGUCCCAGAGCUGCCUGUGGAGCAAAGCUUCCAACGGCUUGGUGAUGAUCCCCUACACCGUGAGCGCUGAGUUCACCAGCUGGGAGAGGCAGAAGAUCGAGUACGCCAUGCAGGCCUACCACAGCAGCACCUGCCUCCGCUUCGUCCCCCGUCAGAACCAGUACGACUACAUCAGCGUGGAGAACAAAGCCGGAUGUUUCUCCUCUCUGGGCAAAGAGGGAGGCAGACAGGUGCUCUCUCUCAACAGGCAGGGCUGCCUCUACCACGGCAUCAUCCAGCACGAGAUCAACCACGCUCUGGGCUUCCAGCACGAGCAGACCAGGAGCGACCGCGACUACUACGUCAGGAUCAACUGGGAGAACAUCGACCCGCAGAUGGCCUACAACUUCUACAAGCAGUCCACCAACAACCUGAACACUCCCUACGACUACUCCUCCAUCAUGCACUACGGAAGAACAGCUUUCUCCAUCCAGUACGGGAGGGACUCCAUCACCCCCAUCCCCGACCCCAACGUCCAGAUCGGCCAGAGGCAGGGCAUGUCCUACUGGGACAUCAUGAGGAUCAACCUGCUGUACGGCUGCUAACAAUAAUGCUGAUG
Molecule: messenger RNA, 1081 nt
Organism: Scatophagus argus
Lineage: Eukaryota; Metazoa; Chordata; Actinopteri; Scatophagidae
Product: high choriolytic enzyme 1-like
Exons: 2
Coding region: 279-1067 (262 amino acids)
Biological process (GO): proteolysis
Molecular function (GO): zinc ion binding; metalloendopeptidase activity
Source: RefSeq, a predicted model, not a curated record